Budorcas taxicolor (takin) is the source of this 1206-nucleotide messenger RNA. RefSeq names its product protein prenyltransferase alpha subunit repeat containing 1 (gene PTAR1). The record is from RefSeq and is a predicted model, not a curated record. The transcript has 8 exons. Gene Ontology annotation, cellular component: cytoplasm. Bases 1 to 1206 code for a protein of 401 amino acids. Gene Ontology annotation, molecular function: protein prenyltransferase activity. NCBI's taxonomy places the organism in Eukaryota, Metazoa, Chordata, Mammalia, Artiodactyla, Bovidae. Gene Ontology annotation, biological process: protein prenylation.
AUGGCCGAGACGAGUGAAGAGGUGGCGGUGCUGGUGCAGCGGGUGGUGAAGGACAUCACCAAUGCCUUCAGGAGAAACCCGCACAUAGAUGAAAUUGGCCUGAUCCCAUGUCCUGAAGCUAGGUAUAACCGGAGUCCCAUAGUCCUGGUUGAAAACAAACUUGGUGUGGAGAGCUGGUGUGUCAAGUUCCUUUUACCGUAUGUCCACAACAAGCUCCUUUUGUACAGAACAAGAAAGCAGUGGCUGAACAAAGAUGAAUUGAUAGAUGUCACAUGCACCCUGCUACUUCUAAAUCCAGACUUUACCACUGCGUGGAACGUAAGAAAAGAGCUGAUCCUCUCAGGUACUUUAAAUCCAAUUAAGGACUUACAUCUGGGAAAACUGGCCUUAACUAAGUUUCCGAAGAGUCCAGAAACAUGGAUUCACAGGCGAUGGGUGCUACAACAGCUAAUUCAGGAAACCUCCUUGCCUUCCUUUAUGACCAAAGGAAACUUGGGAAUAAUUCCUGCAGAAAGGACACAGCAACUAAUACGAGAAGAGAUGGAGGUCUGUGGUGAAGCAGCAGGGAGAUACCCAAGCAACUAUAAUGCCUGGUCUCAUCGCAUCUGGGUUUUACAGCACCUGGCUAAGCUAGACACCAAGAUUCUUCUUGAUGAACUGUCUUCUACUAAACACUGGGCAUCCAUGCAUGUUUCAGACCACAGUGGAUUUCACUACCGCCAAUUUUUAUUAAAGUCUUUGAUUAGCCAAACUGUGACUGACGGUUCUGUAUUGGAGCAAAGUCCUUUGAGAAGUGAAUCAACUGUAGUUCUCCCGAAAGAUGAAGAAGCAGUGGCUUCAGCAGAGGAAUCAAGGAUAAAUCUUCCCCAUCUUCUAGAAGAAGAAGUUGAAUUCAGCACUGAUCUUAUUGAUGCCUACCCAGGACAUGAAACCCUUUGGUGUCAUAGGCGGCAUGUUUUCUACCUUCAGCAUCACUUAAAUGGCCCCCACACAUCUCAGGCGAUGGAGGUGGAUGGACUCAGUGACUUUAGCAAGCAAGGCUAUUCCCAGGAAAUCAAACGCCUGAAGCGGACCCCAGCUCCAGACUCCCUGGGCCUGGAAAUGGAGCACAGGUUCAUCGAUCAAGUACUGUCCACCUGUCGGAACGUGGAGCAGGCCAGGUUUGCCAAUGCAUACAGAAAAUGGCUGGUUACAUUGAGUCAGUGA